This is a messenger RNA of Saccharomyces mikatae IFO 1815, 930 nucleotides long. RefSeq lists its product as uncharacterized. Gene Ontology annotation, cellular component: Golgi apparatus. The transcript has a single exon. NCBI's taxonomy places the organism in Eukaryota, Fungi, Ascomycota, Saccharomycetes, Saccharomycetales, Saccharomycetaceae. Bases 1 to 930 code for a protein of 309 amino acids. The record is from RefSeq and is a predicted model, not a curated record. Gene Ontology annotation, biological process: Golgi organization; protein secretion.
AUGGCCACAAGGGCACACCCUGACUACGAACUCAUCUUAAUAUCUAAUAGAGACGAAUUCUUGGCAAGAAAAACACAUGCCACAUGUUGGCACAAUGAUGAUUUUAUCCUUUCACCCUAUGACCUGGCCAGAACAUCAAAGGAAGGGCAAGAAUUUGGCACUUGGUCUGGCAUAAAUAAAGAAGGAAAAUUAGCCACUAUUCUUAAUCUAAAGCUUGGUAGUGAGCGAAGUACUAUAAAAUCAAAAUCCCGCGGUCUGCUGCCUUAUAUCUUUCUAUCGAACCAUGAAGCAAAUUUUAAAGAUUGGGAUAGUUACAGCAAGUUUGGGAAUCACUACGAUGGGCUAAAAGCUACAGGCGAUUUUAAUUUUUUCUAUGGUGAUGUUAUAGAAAAACAAUAUAAAGUUAUUGAUUCUUUAGGAAGAACUUUCGAUGUAUUGAGUUCUACCUGUAGGAAAGAUCUUGAUUCUUACAUGGUUAUUUCUAACGGUAGAUUUUAUAACACCUCCAGUAUACCAGAGAAAGCUUGGGAGAAGGUAAAGUUAGCACGUGACAGUUUAGAGGACUUAGUCUCAGAUAACAUUGGUUUAGAUGAGGAGACCAUAAUAUCAAGCUGCUUUCAACUGGCCUCGAAGUCCUCUCUUCCAGGUACUGUUUCAAAACCAGAUGUCUUGCAAAUGCUUGUGGACCCUAAUGUGACCAUGAGCACAAUAUAUGUGCCACCUUUGCGAAGGCCCCCGGGCGAUGAUUUAGGUGCCUCAAUUCCAGAUGGUGACUUUUAUGGAACACGCUCUCAAAUAGUUUUACUCAUAAGUAAGGAUUCGACAAAGGCUACCUUUAUAGAGAGAAUUAUUUAUAGUUCAGAUGAAGACGUGCGGCAGUAUUCAGUAAGCGCUCCUAAGGAGGAGAAGAGAUUUGAAUUUGAACUGUAA